UUUAUAAAAAAUAGUUUUAAAAUAAAAAUUAGUUUCUAUGAUAUACCUUUUUUGAAAGUAAUCAAAUUAUAUUGUAAAAUUGUUCAUAUCAUUAAAAUAAUGUAAAUAUUUAAUUAAUUGUACUCUUGCUAAGAUAUCUUCUCGUGUAUACAUGCUGUAUAAUUUUUAUACAUUAUAUAUACAUAUAUAUUAUAUUGUACUUAUACUUUAUAUAUAUACUGUACAUUAUAUUGAGUUUAUGCUCGUUAAUCAAGAAGUAUUUUUACGUUAUUGUUUUUACGGAAAUUGUCAUGCGUACGAUGUACUAAAUAUAUUUUUACACAUGUCAUCUUAUCAUCGACUCAGACUGAUCAGCUGUUAAAUGUAGAUUUGUCGGCGCAUAAUACCAUAUCAUGCAAAGGCAUAGAAUCGGAUUGGCUACAUCCAAAUUUAUAUCAAAUAUCGGAUUCAGAUGAUCACUUAAUGUGGUUUAUACAGAUAACAGAUAUACAUAUAAGCAUAUUUCAAGAUCCUAGAAGAAUAUUAGAAUUACAAGAAUUUUGUAAUGUAACAGUAACAACUAUUAUGCCUUCAGUUGUCCUUGCAUCAGGUGAUUUAACUGAUGCAAAGAGUAAAGAUAAAAUGGGUUCCAAUCAAAUAUUACAAGAAUGGAAAUAUUAUAAAAACAUAUUAGAAAGUACUAAUAUUAAAGAGAAAACAUUAUGGCUUGACGUUAGAGGAAAUCAUGAUAAUUUCAAUGUUUUAAGUCUCGAAUCGAAAAAUAAUUAUUAUUCAAAUUAUUCUAUCCAAGGGAAAAAAUAUCCAAGAUCUUACAUGUAUAAAAUAAAUGUCGGAUCUGAAACGUAUUCAUUUAUUGCCAUAGAUGCUUGUUUAAAACCUGGACCAAAAAGACCAUUCAAUUUUGUUGGUGUUUUGGAUAAUAAUGAAUUAAAGAAGAUUGAAGAAUUAGUUAAUAUAUCUAAUAACAAUAAUGCAGAUUAUAUCAUUUGGUUUGGACAUUAUCCAACGUCCUGUAUAUUAUCACAAUCUAAAACGAAUAUUAGAAAUAUUAUAGGUAAAUAUAAAGAAAGUAUGGUGUAUUUAUGUGGUCAUUACCAUACUCUCGGUGGUACUGUUCCAUACAUGUAUACAAAACAACAAGCGGGAUUUCUUGAAUUAGAAUUGGCAGAUUGGAAAGAUAAUAGAAUGUAUCGACUUGCAGCAAUAGAUCAUGGACAGUUCUCAUUUAUUGAUAUAAAACAUCAGGAUUGGCCUGUUGCAUUAAUUACCAAUCCAAAACAUGCACUUUAUAUGAUGCCUCGUAAAGAAAAUAUUCAUUCUAUUAUUAAAUCUACUCACAUAAGGGUAUUAGCAUUUUCAACAGCAUUAAUAAAAAGUGUCCAAGUACAAUUGGAUAAUGGGCCCUGGUUACAAUGUAAAAACAUAAAAGGAUCACUCUAUGCUGUCAAAUGGAAUCCUUUGGAAUAUAUCAAUGGAAUUCAUUAUAUUCAAGUUCGCGUAGUGGAUGAAGAAGAUAGAGACAAAAUAAUAAAACAGCCAUUUUCACUUGAUGGAUCAAGAUUAUCAUUUGGUUUUUUACCUAGAUUGAUUCUUAUGUCCAAUGUUAGUCAUAUUUUUCAGUUCUUAUUUGGAAGUGUACUUAUAUUAAUAGUAGUACCAUUGUGCGUAUUUCGUUGUCUUCAUAUACUUUGUGAAGCAAAACGUAUGUCACGUCCAAGGAUACGUGUAAGGUUCAUCCAUUGGUGGAUUAGAAAAUUAUGGAUAUUAUCUACCAUCGAUCGUUUAUUUUUUCCUCUAGUUCUUUACGCAUUAUAUUUAACUGUUGGUCCAUGGACUAUCGGUGAAGUGAUUGAAAAUCAUAUUGGAAUAAUAUUUGCUUGGGGUACAUACGUUGAUAAUUCAUUUUUACCUGGAGCUUUUACUUAUGCAUAUGGAUUCUUUCAAUUAUUUUCUUUUCAUUUACCAUUAAUGUUAAUUUUGGCACAUCAAGCUGAUAAAAGAUUACAAAACACGGAUGGAACUUAUAAAAGAUCAUCUAAAAUUUGUUUAUUAUGGCAAAAUUUACCAUUAAUAUUAUUAGUUAUAAUGCAAAUAAAUAUGGCGUACUUUUUCUGGUUGGCUUAUGGAACAAUUGCAACUAUUUUGUGUCCUUUACGUACUUGGAGUAUUUUCUUAGCAUUAUAUUUGUGGCAUCAGGUCAAUACGAUGCCACAAGCAUGCUUCAGACCAGCAUUAUCGAUAUGGUCUAGCGUUGCUUGACUUGUACAAACAAAUUUUCAUUAAAUGUAAGUAUAGAAAAUUAUCGACCGAAUGAAACGAAUUUAUCAUUUACAACAUCAAUCAUUACAAUUUACAAUUUGAAUUAUUAUUUACUAUAAGGACUAAUGAACAUUGUGUUCACGCAAUAUAAGAUUUUUAGUAUUUAUUUAGAAAAACAAUAUACAAAUGAUAAACGUUAACGUUUGUAUUUCAACUGUUAAUAACUUUGUCUGUGUGGGAUUAAUGAAAAUCCUUUUAAUUACUUGU
Molecule: messenger RNA, 2526 nt
Organism: Polistes dominula (European paper wasp)
Lineage: Eukaryota; Metazoa; Arthropoda; Insecta; Hymenoptera; Vespidae
Product: transmembrane protein 62
Molecular function (GO): hydrolase activity
Source: RefSeq, a predicted model, not a curated record